AUGGUUUCAGUUGGUUCCAAAUCAUUGCCAUCAAGGAGGCACAGGAGCAGUGAGGAAGAUAGCUUAAUGGGUGAACGAGAAAAGUCUGGCAACAGUCACAGUUCAAGGAAGAAAGGAAUGUGUAGGAAGGCUCAGAAAGGAAGCCGUGGGUUUGAUGGAGAUAGUAACAAGAGGAACCAAUCCGGUGGUGCCGCUGCUGCCAAUGUAAAGCCAGCUUCUAAGAAACAAUCUGAAUAUGAACAUCAUAAUGAAAUUGUCAGGAAAGAGAUUGAUCCAGAAACUUCAAAGUAUUUCUCUGAGAUUGCUAAUCUCUUUGAUAGUAACGAAGUUGAUUUAGAGGAGCGUUCAGUGAUAUGUGGAAAUGCUCUUGAGGAGACAAAAGGAAGGGAGUAUGAAAUUGCGACUGACUACAUCAUAAGUCAUGUCUUGGAAACUCUUCUUGAGGGAUGUGAACUUGAUCAGCUCUGCAGCUUCGUACGGAACUCUGCAGAGGUGUUCCCUGCCAUUGCAAUGGAUAAGUCUGGUUCUCAUGUUGCAGAGUCUGCUCUCAAAUCCUUGACCACACAUCUGGAAAACCCAGAUGCCUAUUCUGUUAUUGAGGAGGCUUUGAAUUCUAUAUGCAAGGUGAUUGUGGAUAAUCCUCUUGAUAUGAUGUGCAAUUGCUAUGGUUCCCAUGUUCUUCGCAGGCUUCUAUGUCUUUGCAAAGGAGUCUCUUUAGAUUCUCCUGAACUUCAAGGCGCAAAAUCAUCCAAAGCUCUGGCGAAACGUUUGAAUUUGAAGACGUCUCAGUUAGAUCCGCAGCUAGAGGAAUAUCCUCAUCAAGGGUUUCCGGAUGUGCUCAGUUACCUUUUAUCUGGGCUAUUAAAUUGUAGCAGAGAGGACAUGAAGUAUCUUCAAGUUGAUCAGUUUAGCAGUUUGGUCUUACAGACUGCUCUCAGACUAAUGGCGAAACAAGAUCAUGAGUUGCUUCAAAUCAUUCCUCUUGUUCUGCGCUGCAACUCUACUGAUGAAAACGGAGAGGGGGUUCAUAUUGAGACUGAUGUUGCCAAGGAAAUCUUAGAGUCAAUGAAGGAUAAUUCAUUCAGUCAUUUGGUGGAGGUGAUUUUGGAAGUGGCCCCUGAAAGUUUGUAUAAUGAACUGUUCAACAAAGUUUUCAAGAAGUCUUUAUAUGACCUUUCACUUGAUCGGUGUGCAAAUUUUGUAAUUCAAUCGUUGAUCUCGCAUGCAAGAGACCAAGAGCAGAUGGGUUUGAUAUGGGAAGAAUUAGCUCCAAGAUUCAAGGAUCUUCUUGAACAAGGGAAGUCAGGUGUUGUGGCUUCUCUGAUAGCGGCUAGCCAAAGGCUUCAAAGUCAUGAACAUAAGUGUUGUGAGGCCCUUGCUGGUGCAGUAUGCUCCACAAAUGAAUCCCGUAUGUCCAUUGUUCCACGGUUGUUGCUUCUUGAUAACUACUUUGGUUGCCGAGAUACGUCUACUUGGGAGUGGGCUUCUGGUGCAAGGAUGCAUGUCAUGGGUUGUUUGAUCCUUCAGGAGAUUUUCAAGUUUUCUAGCGAUCUUAUACAGCCAUACAUAACAAGCGUAACUUCUAUGAAAGCCGAGCAUACCAUUGAGACAGCAAAAGAUUCCAGCGGAGCACGUGUCAUUGAGGCCUUUCUUGCCUCCAACGCUGCUACAAAACAGAAGCGCAAACUAAUUAACAAGUUACGUGGACAUUUUGGCGAGCUUGCAUUACACACAUCGGGUUCAUUUACUGUUGAGAAGUGCUUCGAUGCAUGUAACGUGUCAGUACGGGAAGCCAUAGCAAUUGAACUGUUGGAUGUGAAAGCUGAUCUCUUGAAGACAAAGCAAGGGCCCUUUCUGCUUAGGAAACUAGAUAUCGACGGUUAUGCAUGGAGACCUGAUCAGUGGAAAUCAAGACAAGAAGCUAAGCAAUCGACAUAUAAGGAAUUUUUUUCUGCAUUCGGCUCCAGCAAAUCAGAUUUUCCAAUGAACACAUUUGUUUCUGAUGAAACUGAGGAUCCAUCUGAGGAGAUAGAACCAAAGAACACAAGCAAAGAGAUUGACCAUCGUCCUACUUCCGGGGUUAAGCGCCACCGUGAAGAACAUGCAAGGGAUAAGGAUGAACCUUUUGCUGGUGAAAAGAGAGCGAAGAAGAAGAAGAACAAAACUAGUGAAGCAACGGAUAAUAAUAAACCAGCUUCCAAGAAACGACCUUUCCUUUCUGGCGAGAUGAAGAAUCGGCACGCAAAUAAAAUGAGAAUUUGA
Messenger RNA from Microthlaspi erraticum, 2262 nucleotides. The record is from the annotation of a GenBank genome assembly. NCBI's taxonomy places the organism in Eukaryota, Viridiplantae, Streptophyta, Magnoliopsida, Brassicales, Brassicaceae.